CGCCAUUGUUGAGACAUGUCCAACAAAAUGGCCUACCGUUUCUCCCUACUUCUCUCCCUUUUAGUUCUUACCUUAUGCAAGCCAUCUACUGGGGCAGGUAUUGCCAUCUACUGGGGCCAAAAUGGCAAUGAAGGCACCUUGGCCGAAACUUGUGCCUCGGGAAAUUAUCAAUACGUGAACAUAGCUUUCUUGUCUACUUUUGGGAAUGGCCAAACUCCAGUGCUGAACCUAGCAGGUCAUUGUAAUCCUAGUUCUAAUGGUUGCACUGGUUUGAGCUCUGAUAUUGCAGCUUGCCAAGGUCAGGGCAUCAAAGUCCUACUGUCCCUUGGAGGAGGUGCAGGUAGCUACUCUCUUUCAUCGGCGGAUGAUGCAAACCAAGUCGCUAAUUAUCUUUGGAAUAACUUCCUUGGUGGGACGUCCGAUUCACGUCCACUAGGAAAUGCCGUUUUGGAUGGUAUUGAUUUUGAUAUUGAGGGAGGUUCAGACCAAUUCUGGGAUGAUCUUGCUAAGGCCCUUAAUGGGUUUAGCCAACAAAGAAAGGUAUACUUGUCAGCGGCUCCACAAUGUCCAUUCCCUGAUGCUCAUCUAAGCAACGCAAUUAACACUGGCCAUUUCGAUUACGUGUGGGUCCAAUUCUAUAACAAUCCUCAAUGUCAAUACAGCGGGAGUGCUGACAAUCUCUUGAGUGCAUGGAAUCAGUGGAGCACAGUCCAAGCGAGCCAAGUGUUUUUGGGACUUCCUGCGGCAGAAGAAGCAGCCCCUAGUGGUGGAUUCAUCCCGGCCGAUGUGUUGACUUCUCAAGUUCUUCCAUCUAUCAAGAGUUCCUCCAAGUAUGGAGGAGUGAUGCUGUGGAGCAAGUUUUAUGACAAUGGAUAUAGCUCAUCUAUAAAGAGUGCAGUGUGAUUAAGUUAUAAUUAGCCAAUAAAACAUGAUCAUAUGCACUACUUAAUUUAUAUCUAUAUAGAAUUAUAUAACAAAACUGAAUAAUGAAAUGUUCCAAGUGGUUUAAUUUCU
This is a messenger RNA of Manihot esculenta (cassava), 1014 nucleotides long. RefSeq names its product acidic endochitinase. Gene Ontology annotation, biological process: carbohydrate metabolic process. Gene Ontology annotation, cellular component: extracellular region. The record is from RefSeq and is a predicted model, not a curated record. Gene Ontology annotation, molecular function: chitinase activity. The transcript has a single exon. NCBI's taxonomy places the organism in Eukaryota, Viridiplantae, Streptophyta, Magnoliopsida, Malpighiales, Euphorbiaceae. The coding region runs from base 16 to 903 and encodes 295 amino acids.